AUGAAGUCCUUCAUCGGGGUUUUACUUGCUUGCUUUUCGUUUUUCCUGGUGGAUGUCUUUGACUGCUCUAAUGCCGUUUAUCCAUCACAGAUUUUAACCCAAAGUUACGCACAAAGAAGAAAUUUUGGUCAUCCAUCCAACGCCAGACCUCCACUAAGGACGCUUAAUCCAGCAGCUACGGAUUCUCACUGUAGGAGCCGCCCGUUGGACCUUGUUUUUAUCAUAGACAGUUCUCGUAGUGUGCGUCCAGUUGAGUUUGAGAAGAUUAAGGUCUUCCUUUCAGAUAUGGUGGACACUCUGGACAUCGGCACUGAUGCCACUCGGGUUGCCGUGGUGAACUACGCAAGCACUGUCAAAAUUGAGUUCCUCCUCAAAGACCAUAUGAAGAAAGAAAGCAUGAAGCAAGCAAUCAGUGUCAUUGAACCCCUGGCUGCGGGCACCAUGACCGGUCUGGCCAUCAAGAAAGUCAUGGAAGAGGCCUUCACCGAACAGUCAGGGGCGCGGCCAAAAUCACAGAACAUCGCAAAGGUGGCCAUCGUUGUCACAGAUGGGCGUCCUCAGGAUCGGGUGGAAGAGGUGUCUGCUGCCGCCCGAGCCUCGGGGGUUGAGAUCUAUGCUGCAGGAGUGGACCGGGCCGACAUGCAGUCGCUCAAGCUCAUGGCCAGCAACCCACUGGAAGAGCACGUGUUCUACGUGGAGACCUACGGUGUUAUCGAGAAGCUCACCUCCAAGUUCAGGGAGACUCUGUGUGGUGUAUCCCCAUGCAAAAUGGGACACAGCUGUCAGCACAUCUGUGUAGGAAGUGGAAAUUCCUAUUACUGCAAGUGUCACCCUGGCUAUGUCUUAAAUGAAGACAAGAGAACAUGCUCCAUUCGUAGGGAUGGUGGCCAUGAUGGUCAUACUGAUGGUGCAGGCGAUGGACACAAUGAUAACGACAACGAUGGUGAAAGCAGCACCAGUAUCGAUGCUUGUGCACUGGGUCAUGACUGUCAGCACACUUGCAUGAGCAGUGGCUCCUCCUAUUACUGCACCUGUCCCCCAGGCUUUGUCUUGAUGCCGGACAAGAAAUCUUGUUCCAAGGCCAGUGUUGGUGAUGAUGAUGAUGACGGUAGUGCCAGUCUGGACCACUGUGGGAUGGGGCAUGACUGUGAGCACAUUUGUGUCAGCAACAAUGACUCCUAUCACUGUGAAUGCUGGAGGGGCUUUGUCUUGAAUGAAGACAAGAAAACUUGUUCACGUCUGGACCAGUGUGAAAUGGGACAUGACUGUGAGCACAUUUGUGUCAGCAGUGAUGGCUCUUAUCACUGUGAAUGCCGGAGGGGUUUUGUCUUGAAUGAAGACCAGAAAACUUGUUCACAGGUGAAAGUGGAGGCUGUUCAGGAUCCGUGUCACUGUGAGGCCAGACUGGCUUUCCAAAGGCAGACACAAAACACCAUCCAAGCCCUCAUUGGCAAACUAGCAGACAUCACCAAGAAAGUCGAGCAAAUGGAGAGGAAGUUGUCCCGCAAGCGAUCGGUUCCUUUGUGCCAAGGCCAGGUUGCUCAGAUGUCAGACGACCCUAAAUCUAUGAUGGCCAUGAUGGAUGAAGACACACUGAGAGACACUAUGGCUUCUUCUCGAAUGUCUCCUCGUUCGUAA
Messenger RNA from Neoarius graeffei (lesser salmon catfish), 1638 nucleotides. RefSeq names its product matrilin 3a (gene matn3a). The coding region runs from base 1 to 1638 and encodes 545 amino acids. Gene Ontology annotation, molecular function: calcium ion binding. The record is from RefSeq and is a predicted model, not a curated record. The transcript has 9 exons. NCBI's taxonomy places the organism in Eukaryota, Metazoa, Chordata, Actinopteri, Siluriformes, Ariidae.